Blepharisma stoltei is the source of this 585-nucleotide messenger RNA. NCBI's taxonomy places the organism in Eukaryota, Ciliophora, Heterotrichea, Heterotrichida, Blepharismidae. The record is from the annotation of a GenBank genome assembly.
AUGGAUAGAGAUAUUGAAGAACAGCACUAUUAUUGUCACGCUUGUAAAGUCACCUCCUCUAUUGAUCCCUCUCAACUGCUAUGCCCGAGAUGUGGAAGUGAUUUUCUUCAAGUAGCUGAAAUCGGAGGUCUACAAGGAAAUUUUCAAGCCGAUCCAAAUCCUUUUAUUUUUGAAAUUCAUCGUUCAAAUGAGGAAGAUGCUGAUGUAGGAAAUCAUCGAGAAAACGGAAGACUAGUCAUCAACCCAAGCACUCUAUUUGGAAGGCUUGCUCACGAUUUACCAGAAGGGCAAUCAGAGAUGGAGAGAAGAGAUAUCACUAGGAGAGCUUUGAUCCAUGUUUUAAUGGAACUAAUGGAAGAUGGCUUGGGCCAAAGAAAUGAAGUUUCUCAAGGCUUUAUUGAGAAUUUGCCUGUUGUAAGUAUUGAAAAUGAGCUAAUAGGAAAAGAGUGCAUGAUUUGUAUGGAAUUUUUUGAAAAAGGAAAAGAAGCAAAUAGACUUCAAUGUGGGCAUUUAUUUCAUUCAGAGUGUCUAGUGCCUUGGCUGAGGAUGAAAAAUUCGUGCCCGACGUGCAAGAGGAGGAUUUAA